Micropterus salmoides (largemouth bass) is the source of this 2120-nucleotide messenger RNA. Its product is annotated as protein FAM104A-like. NCBI's taxonomy places the organism in Eukaryota, Metazoa, Chordata, Actinopteri, Centrarchiformes, Centrarchidae. The transcript has 3 exons. Bases 718 to 1098 code for a protein of 126 amino acids. The record is from RefSeq and is a predicted model, not a curated record.
UAGGGGUGGAGCUCUUCACUGAUACCGACAGUGACGACGAGCAAAGAAGACAAGCUCACUAUGGUUCACCUAACGACAACAUUCUGUCGCUUAUCCUAUUUCGGACAAGAUUAAAGUUUCCUAUAUGUUUUUCCACUUUACUCAUCUAGUUUCUUGCGGCGGACUGUCUUUACGUACAAGCAGCCGUUAACCGCGAUUAACGCCAAUUGGACCGAAUACGAAAGCGGAAGAACUUUAAGUUAGCAGCAUAGUGCAAUAUUAGUUAGCUAACGUUAAAGUAGUUAGCUUUAAUAGUAGCUGAUACAUCGUUGCGCUGUAGCAGCUAGCAGGCAAGCGUGCUCCCUUCACUGUCAUGCUCGGAGUUUCUCGAGAUUUCCCUGCAUGAACGAGAAUACCUACAGUACUUAACGUUAGCUUGUUAGCUUUCAAACGCCCAGCAGCAGUUUGUACCACCGCCGAGGCGUAGGCAGGGCGGACUUGGACUAACUCACAGCUGAGGUUUGUGCUUUCCUUCGGCGACCUGUGUUUCAGCCGAUCGCUCACUCACAAAUCCUAGACUUUCUGAUGAGAUGAGACGGAGCUUGCCACACUGAGUUUCUGCGAAAUGGUGGUGGAGCUGUAACACAGCCAGAGCUUUAAAAUAAGACGUCUCAGUCCGGCUCACAAGGAGUGUCAGCCUUUAGCUUUGCCAAAAAAUCAUCCGUCAAGACUGAAGAAAUGCUGACAGACAACAGGAAACGACAUCGUAGCUGUGACAGUGAGGAGGACCAACAGCUGAGUCCUCAGGCCAAGAGGUCAGGAGGGGGUCCCACCCUGCUUGUCUCAGAUUUGGAUUCAGAGUCUUCCAGCAGCGACAGCAGUAAUGGGAUCAGUAGUCCAGAGAGAGCAAUAGUGGUCAGCGCCAGGCCAUGCAUACACAGCCAGAACAACCGCAUCACCCAGUACUCCCUCAGCCCAAAGACCGAAGAGUCUGCUAGCUCUUUGCAGCAUAGUUUCCAUGGCGACAGCAGCGGUGUCUCCUAUGACCACAUCAACAGAGUCCUGAGGGAAGCACACUUCAGUAGUCUGCAGACAAGAGGGCGUCCAGGCUCGACAUGACCGUGACCUCUGCCCCCCGCCCCCCACUCCCGACCUUUUGUCCCUUGCCCAUCAGUGCUGACACGACUGGCACGGCGGCUCCUCCUUGAAAGCCUCAAGCGACACACUCGGGUCAGGAGGAAGGGGAUGAUGUGUGGGGAGGUUUACAGAUUUUGGGAGCAAAGGCUCAUCCCCACCUCACCAUGUACCAUUUGUCAAGACCAUAAGCACAUCCGCCUAUCCAUGGCCCAGCCACUGUGGUUUUCUGUGCAGUAUUGAUGUGUUUGUGUGUAUGUGAGUGUGUGUGUGCACGCACGCACGCACCCUGUGCACUUUAUAAAGAGGUAUCAUUCUCUUUACAUGCGUGCGUUGAUGCGUGAACAUUUUCAUUGGUGCUAAUCACAAGGAAAGUGUGAUGAUCCAAAGUGCUUGCAAAACUAAAUAAAGCUAAGCACUUUACUCAGUAAAUCCUCAUUCUGUUUACUCUCGACUGGGGAAGUCAGUCGCAUGUUUGCAUUUGUGAAGUGGGAGUUAUAGUGAUCUCGUUCACAAAGGAAGUUCAUGGAGGCCAAUGGAUUCACUCCCAAGGAGCAUUAUUAAAACGAUCCAGAAAUAACAUUUUAGGCCUUAUUUGUUUUCUCUAACCAAAGUGGUGCAGUUAAAGUAUAGUGUAUUUGCAGUUGCUUUCACUAUCUAAAUGAAUCCGUUUUGGUGUGGCAGGUUAGCGGGUUCAAGGUAUAGGAAAUGAGAUUCUUCAUUAGUCUCACCACCAAAAUCCAACCUCAGAUUAGACCCUGGCUAAUUAUAGAGCUGUGAGAGCAGGCACAGGAGUGUGCGGCUCAGGCUCAGCACAGUGCUCUUGACAAAAACAGCCUCCAGUAAAGGCUCUCUAAAUCACUUUGUAACCACGUGUUUACUUCUUUAACAUUUUACACAACAUAUGUAUAUGUGUGUGUCGUAAGCCAGUCGGCCAUACAUGUUCACGUAUGGUGUAAUAUGACCAGCACACUGUGUUGCAAAUAAAAUGCGAGAUGUGAAAGUGA